Kluyveromyces marxianus DMKU3-1042 is the source of this 4146-nucleotide messenger RNA. It is a transcript of the gene SMC4, whose product is annotated as condensin subunit SMC4. The transcript has a single exon. Bases 1 to 4146 code for a protein of 1381 amino acids. Lineage: Eukaryota; Fungi; Ascomycota; Saccharomycetes; Saccharomycetales; Saccharomycetaceae. Gene Ontology annotation, molecular function: protein binding; ATP hydrolysis activity; ATP binding. Gene Ontology annotation, cellular component: chromosome. The record is from RefSeq and is a predicted model, not a curated record. Gene Ontology annotation, biological process: mitotic chromosome condensation.
AUGUCUGGUGAUGAAGCUAUCCCUCAUUUGCACGAGUCUCCAGAUCUAAAGAGACCAAGAAUCUCUGAAUCGCCCACUAGAACACCUCGAAAAUUGAUAUUGGGGUCACCUGAGCGGAAGUAUGUCGUAUCCAACACACAAUCACAGUCCCAGCCCACUACUGCUACCUCUAAUACCAUGGAUCCGCCCAAUCUUCACCCACCUGUGUCUCAUGCGGUAAGAGGACGUGAAUACAGUCAAUCGCCGCCUAGAUCCCCCACACGAUCGCCAACAAGGUCCCCUACAAGAAAGCUAGAACUCAUCAGGCUUUCUCCCAAGAAAGCAAAUAGACUUGAAUUACAGAAGAUGCACGAGUCCAAGACUCAGACGAUACAACGUUUAUGUAUUGACAAACUGAUUUUGAACAAUUUCAAGUCUUAUGCUGGUGUACAAGAGAUCGGACCUUUUCAUACAUCUUUUUCAGCCGUUGUGGGUCCCAAUGGGUCAGGAAAAUCCAAUGUUAUUGAUUCGAUGCUCUUUGUCUUUGGGUUUCGAGCUAACAAGAUGAGACAGGGGAAACUUUCGGAGCUAAUUCACAAAUCAGAACAGUUUCCUGAUUUGCCAUCGUGCUCUGUUCAGAUUCAUUUCCAAUACGUACAGGACAUGGAAAAUGGGGAAACGAAAAUUCUACAUUCUUCAGGCAAACUUGUCGUCGAAAGGCGUGCUUUCAAAAACAAUUCUUCUAAAUACUACGUUAAUGGGAAAGAGAGCAACUACACCGAAGUUACCAGAUUAUUGAAGGAUGAAGGGAUCGAUUUAGAUCAUAAGCGGUUUUUGAUUCUCCAAGGUGAAGUGGAAUCUAUUGCGCAGAUGAAACCCAAGGCGGAUAAAGAUGGUGAUGACGGACUUUUAGAAUACUUAGAAGAUAUUAUCGGAACUGCAGACUUUAAGCCUCAAAUUGAACGCUGCUUGAACGAAAUUGAAACCUUAAAUGAUAUCUGUUUGGAGAAAGAAAAUAGGUUUGAGUUAGUCGAUAAAGAGAAGCAAAGUCUUGAAUCAGGGAAAGCCGAGGCUCUAGAAUUUCUUGAAAAGGAAAAAAAGCAUACCGAAAUAAAGUCAAAAUUGUUACAACAUAAAAUAUGGUCUAAUGAUAAAAAGCUAGCUUCUACAAUAAAAAAGAUCAAUUCUCUUAAGGAAGAAUUCAAACAGGAAAAAGAAGUCCAUGCCAACCUGCAACAGAAGGCUACAAACCUUUCUUCAAAUCUCGAAGAUAUUCGGGCUCAGAUUCAUAAGUUGGAUGCCAAAUAUAAAGAAUCCCACUCCAAAAAGAGAACUUUGGAAAAAGAGUACAUUUCAAUAGAGGAAAAGCUCAAGAGUGUUAACAGAAAACUGAAAGCUGCAGAAAAGGCUUUCCAACAGUCAGAAUCUGAUGCAAAACAUGCAACAGAUGAAUUGGAACAGUUAAAUAAGAAAAAUGAGGAAUAUCAAAUUGAACUAACAGAACUCUUUCAAACUCUUGACGCCGAAAAGGAAAAGCUAAGGAAAAUCAAAUUAGAAUUGCAUGAAAAAACGAAAGAUCUUUCCCAAGAAAUCGAACUUAUAGAAAAGCAAUUGGAACCAUAUAAUAAUCAGAUACGAGAUAAACAGUCUGAAAUAAAACUAUCUGAAGCUAAAAUUAGCAUGUUGAAGUCUACUCAUAACAAUCUAAAAAGUGAGAGGGAUCGCAUUUUAAAAACAAUUGAUGAUCUUAAAGCUAAUGACGAAAAAACGAUAGAAAAUUUGGAGAAUUUAACUAACGAGAGGGAGAAAGUGAAGACCAGGAUAGCAUCAGCAGAAAAGGAAAUAUUUGAGGCCAAAAACCAAAUAAGUAAGAUGCGUGAAGUGUUAAUUCAACAACGACAAACUGUUGAGGAAGCUAAAUCAAAUUUGAGCGGAUAUCAAAAUAAAAGUACUGUUUUAGAAGCUCUUAAAAAGCUUCAGAAUUCUGGGCGUAUAACAGGAUUUCAUGGUAGAUUAGGGGAUUUGGGAACCGUUGAUGAUAAAUACGAUAUUGCUAUAUCAACUGCCUGUCCAAGGCUAGAUGACAUAGUUGUAGAUACAGUUGAAUGUGGACAGCAAUGUAUUGAUCAUUUAAGAAAGAAUAAGCUUGGUUAUGGACGGUUUAUUCUUCUUGAAAAACUCCGUUCGUUUGAUCUACGUAAAAUACAAACUCCAGAAGGCGUUCCUAGAUUAUUUGAUCUAGUAAAGCCAAUGAAUGAUAUAUUCAAGCCUGCAUUUUAUUCUGUUUUGCGUGACACUUUAGUGGCAGAAAACCUACAACAAGCUAAUAGAGUUGCAUAUGGAAGCCGUAGAUUUCGAGUGGUGACUUUGGAUGGAAAAUUAAUCGAUCUAUCAGGUACAAUGUCCGGUGGUGGUGGAGCUCCACAAAGCGGCGCUAUGAGAUCCAAGUCAGACUCUUCUGGAAACUACUCCAGAGAAGACGUUCUGAGAAUGGAAUCUCAACUAUCGGCGAAAGAGACGAAUUUUAACAGUGCGAUAUCAACUCUUCAUGAGAUGGAAUCGGCAUUGCAAAAGCUUACGGAUCGUCUUCCUGCCAUAGAUGUUGACAUAUCUAAAACUCAACUUGAACAAGAAUCCCGUGUUGCUGAACUAACUUCUUAUAAUCAAAGGCUGUCUCAGAUUGAUGACGAAUUGUCUGAUCAUGAAAAUAAUCAACUCCCUCUUAUUAAUGAGCAAAAUAACCUAUCUAAAUUACGAGAAGAGCUUUCAUCCGUUUUGAACCAGUCAAAAUCUAACCAAGAUAAAAUUGAUAGACUAAAGGAAAUUAUAAUGCAAAAGGGAGGUCUCGAGCUUCAAAUGCAAAUAUCUAAAGUUGAUUCAUUAGAAAAACGUAUCGAGAUAAUACAAGACAAACAAAAGAAGGACAAAGCAAAAUGUAGGAAACUAGAAUUAGAUAUAAAGAGAAGAUUGAAAGAUAAGACCAAAUAUUCUGAUGAAGCCAACAGCUGUACUUCCGAGAUUGACACGCUUUCUAUCCGACUCGAUGGCGUUCAGAAAGAUAAGAAUGAACUCGAUAACUUCUUACUCACAUUAAAUGACCAGGAGAGCGAAUUAAAGGAAAAGGAAGACAAUGUGAAAGAAGAAUUAGCUGGAAUAGAAAAAGAUCUUAACGAUUUUAAAGCCAAAGAAUUAACCUUUACAGAGAAACUAAACAAUUUUGAGUCGGUAAAGUUACAGAUUACCAAUGAUUUGGAGAAGUUUAACAAUGAACUUUCAAACCUAAAAAUUAGAGAUGUAGUAUAUUUGUUAGCCAAGCUUGAAGAAGGCAUCUUGGUUGAAUCAGAUGAACAACUGCUUCCUAAUAAUGAGGUACAGAAUGCUUCAAUUACCCAUGAUGGUGAUGGUGAUGGUGAUGUGGAAAUGACGGACGUCUCAAUGCAACAAAAUGAUAAAAUUGUAAUUGACGAAAGUUUGUCGAUCUUAUCAGAAUCAGAAUUGGAGUGUAUUGAUGUAGAGGUUUUGAACUUGGAACUACAGCAACUACAAGAUUAUCUGGAUAAUUUUACUGGUGAUAUAAAUGUUUUGGAGGAAUACGCUCGCAGACUGGCGGAAUACCAAAGAAGAAAAUUGGACUUAAAUCAAGCUGUUGCUAAAAGAGAAGAAGUCCGAGGAAGAUGCGAACGGUUAAAACAAGAAAGACUUGAAAAGUUUUUGGAAGGAUUUGGUAUAAUAUCCAUGACUUUAAAAGAGAUGUAUCAAAUGAUUACUAUGGGUGGAAAUGCCGAAUUAGAGCUCGUAGAUAGUCUUGAUCCUUUUUCUGAAGGAGUACUGUUCAGUGUUAUGCCACCUAAAAAGUCAUGGAGGAAUAUUUCUAAUUUAUCUGGUGGUGAAAAGACUUUGAGUUCACUAGCCUUGGUUUUUGCUCUUCACAAAUACAAACCAACACCUUUAUAUGUUAUGGACGAAAUUGAUGCGGCAUUGGACUUUAGAAAUGUUUCAAUUGUAGCAAAUUACAUCAAAGAGCGGACCAAAAAUGCCCAAUUUAUUGUGAUAUCUUUAAGAAAUAACAUGUUUGAACUAGCACAACAUCUUGUUGGAAUUUAUAAGAACAAUAAUAUGACACGAAGUACCACAUUACAAAAUGUUGAUGUUUUACACACUGUUUAA